AUGGAUUGUUGUAAUAAAGGAGAAUCUUGUGGAUCUGGAAAAGGAUCAGAAGCAUGUAAAAAAAAAUGCGGAACUGACUGUAAAUGCACAGAUUGUAAAUGUGGAGCUAGCUGCCAAUGUGGCGAUAAUUGCAAAUGUGGUCCUGAUUGCAAUUUUAUAAUGUUAAUUGAAGGUUCUGGUAUUAAUAUUACUAAUAAGUUUAUUCAACAAACUGAAAAAGAUUUUUUGUAUCAUUUUGGACUAGAUAAACAAUCAGAUGCAUUUGAUAAAACAUUUAAAGAUGUUAAAAUCAUAUGUACAGGAGGAUGCUACAAAAGAAUAGAAAAUUAUGCAAUGAUGUUUGCUAAAGAAGUGGGAUUACCAACACCAAAAAAUAUGUGCAAAAGUUAUAGGUAUGUUUUAUUCAAAACAGGACCAAUACUUUGGAUUAGUCAUGGAAUUGGAUCAGCCUCCUUAUCAAUAAUGUUAAUAGAAACUAUAAAAUUAUUAUAUCAUGCCAAAGCUACUGAUGUAUCAUAUAUUCGUAUUGGAACUAGUGGUGGAAUUGGUGUUGAUGGUGGAACUGUUAUAAUAAGUUCAGGUGGUGUUAAUGGUGAACUUAAACAAGAACAUAUUCAAUAUGUUCUUGGUGAAAAAGUGACACAUUCAGCUACACUAGAUAGGCAACUUCAACAAGAAUUAGUUGAAACUGCCAAAAAAUUAGAAAUCCCAUAUGAUACUGGAUUGACAUUGUGUGCAGAUGAUUUUUAUGAAGGACAAGGAAGAUUAGAUGGAGCAUUUUGUAAUUAUACUGAAGAAGAUAAAUUUAAAUUCCUUGAAAAAAUAUAUAAAAUUGGAGUAAGAAAUUUUGAAAUGGAAUCUACAUGUUUUGCCUCAUUACUUAAUAGAGCUAAUAUAAAAGCUGCAAUUAUUUGUGUAGCAUUAUUAAACAGAUUAAAAGGUGAUCAAAUUGAUAUUGAUAAUGAUACUUACCAUGAUUUUGAAAUGAGACCUUAUCGAAUUGUCUGUCAAUACUUAAAAAAUAAAUUUACUUUUUGA
Messenger RNA from Strongyloides ratti, 1038 nucleotides. Its product is annotated as Nucleoside phosphorylase domain and Uridine phosphorylase, eukaryotic family-containing protein. The record is from RefSeq and is a predicted model, not a curated record. Gene Ontology annotation, cellular component: cytosol; cytoplasm. The transcript has 3 exons. NCBI's taxonomy places the organism in Eukaryota, Metazoa, Nematoda, Chromadorea, Rhabditida, Strongyloididae. Gene Ontology annotation, molecular function: uridine phosphorylase activity. Gene Ontology annotation, biological process: uridine catabolic process; nucleotide catabolic process. Bases 1 to 1038 code for a protein of 345 amino acids.